This is a messenger RNA of Helicoverpa zea (corn earworm), 3363 nucleotides long. RefSeq names its product transmembrane protein 268. The transcript has 5 exons. NCBI's taxonomy places the organism in Eukaryota, Metazoa, Arthropoda, Insecta, Lepidoptera, Noctuidae. The coding region runs from base 423 to 1589 and encodes 388 amino acids. The record is from RefSeq and is a predicted model, not a curated record.
CAUCUAGGUGUCUGCUAAUUGCUCAUAUUUAUUUUUCUGUGAGAACUACUCAAGAAUUUAUCUAAUUCUUUCAUAGAUAAUAUUUUACAAAACAAAUGAAUGUGACACAAGAUCAAGACAGGCCACAAUGCAUUGACAUGACAACUCAUGACAAUCUGACAUCGACAAGGCAUGACAUAUGAGAUUUAGUCUGAAAAAUAUCUCUUUGCCCUGCCUUACUUAUCUAAAUUAUCCGAUUUCUUUUAGAUUUAAGAAUUUUAAAUUCAAAUCCAAUAAGUAAUUGGAAAUAAAGUAUAUCCAAUUUAGUACAAAACCACUGCAGCCAGAGUUUAUUUACUCAAAGUGAUAUUACAAAUUGGAAAGAUUAAAGAUCGUUCUAUAUAAACUAAUAAUCAAUCGAAAUAAAUAUAUAUAAUUGCAAUAUGAGUAAUGUUGAAAUUACUGAAGUAAAUGAACUAAAUGGCAAUGUAAAUCAAGAUAAAGUGCGAAAAGGAUGGGUUAAAUUCGACGAUGAAUCUCCAAAGUCCGCAGAAAACGAUGUGCCACCAAGUGUUUCCUCCCCCGAAGGAGCGAGUACUUCUGCAACAGCUCAGUCUGCUGCAGUACUGAAAACGGAAACCGUACAUAUAAACUUGGAAAGAGGAGAUAAAAACAUUGAGCCCAUAUCAUUAGUUACAUUAUCCAAAAAUGUCGAGUUUGUUAAUGUUCGUCAAGGAUUCUCUAAUGGUGAUAUAAUUGUGACUCUGCUGCCUGUGAACACUAAAUGGCCCUGGGUGACAGCAGCACACUUCCGGCCAGAACUAGUGCCAGAGGAGCUCAUGGCACAGGGACUAACUCUGACAGUGGAGGAAUAUGUUCAUGCAAUGGAACUGCUUAUUAACGAUGCUCGUUUUACAUUGUAUAACAUAUGCUACAAGCGUGUGCUUGUUUGUUGGAUAACGCUUGCAUUUCUUGUGCUGCUAGCACUGUUGUUUUCUGGCCUGACUGGACUGAUAUUGUUUUCAUUGGGUGUGUUAUGGCUGAUUCUCAACGCAGCUGCAAUUUUCCUGUGCAUGUGGAUAAAGUUGAGAUUAUCAAAAGGAUUGGAACAAUGUUUAGCAAGAGUUAACAAACUGCUAAGUAAACAUAAAUUGAUCCUAGCACUUGAUGAUAGAGGAAAGAUUUCAUGUCAUAAAGUAAAUCUAUGCUUUAUUUACUUUGAUUCUGGACCAUGUAUUGCACACAUACAACAGUUCAUUGAAAGUGAAGAAGGUAAAACAAUAAUGCAGGGCUGGGAACAGAGACUGGAUGUGCCAACUAAUGAUAUUGUAAUCCAAGGAACACAGUCAACCAGGUUGUCCAGAAAACAGGGUAUGGCAGAGCAAGUGUACCUCCGGUACCUGCAGCGCUGGGGGAAAGACUUCCUGCGCCGCCGGCUCGACUGGACUCUUGACGAGGAAGGCGGCAACCCCGCCGCCCCGCGUCAUUUAACACAGGCGCUCUGCCCUUGUCAAUAUGUUGAGGAAGUAUUGCGGAACAAAGAGCCCAGAGAUACACGCGCUUGUUGCCCGCUCUGCAAUGAUUGGCUCAGGCGUCGCGGUCUUGAUUGACCAAGUAUCAACAUUUUUGGAAAGGGGGUGUCUUCUAUAUCUGCGGUAUGCUGGACGCUGGGGGUCACAGGCUGUUAAAAAUAGACUUAACCUCAGCAGCCUGGUGCCUGGUCGCCACGGCGAGAAAUAUGUAUGUCCUUGUCAGUUUAUAGAAGAACACCUUAAGGUCAAACCUCCUGCGGGUAUUGCAAAAUAUUUUACUCUUCCUAACCAAAAUGUUCAAGUUUAUUAACUAACUUCAAACUUAAAUAAACUCAUAUGUUCAUGCAUUCGCUCAUAUCAAAGUACCUAUGUGUAUCUGUCCGUCCAUUUAGUAUUAAUAACAUAUCAUUAUAAUUAUAAAAAAAAAAAAAAAUUAUAUAUAUUUUAUAGAAAUAAUGAAAAACGUACUUAAAUACCUAUAUGUUUACAUAUUAUAUGUUAUUGUAGUUUAAUAUUAUUAAGGUACACUUAACUAACUAAUAUUGCAUACUGCAAUGGUUAAAGAAUAGCGCUCUCAUCGCUCUGGGGUGCCUCAUGUCUCGUUACCCGCACGAAUAUUUAUGAAUGUGGCUAGACUAAAUUUUUUUAACAUAGAAUUUCAUGUGGUCUAUAUGUACCACCAUAUAAUAUACAUUAGUGAUGAGAGCUGUUCUUAAAAAUCAUAAGAGUUGCCAUAAGUCUACUUACGAAUUCGGCCAAAGUUUGGGUAAACAAAGAUGUUUAUUUUUUAUUAUCAUCUCACGAAAUGCUCAAUUUCUAUCAAUUUACUUAACAGCACUAUCAUUUUUAAGAUGAGAUGCAAUAUUAUAUAAAGCUUAAUCUCAAAUUAAAUCUCAGCUUAUUUUAUUCAAAUUGUGUUUUAAAGUUUAUAUAAUUAGGUUGUUUUAUCAAGUAUUUGUUUCUAGUGGCCAUACAUUUAAGUUUUUACUGUUGUACAGAAAUAAGUAAUUUUAUUGGAAUAUAAUUUAGUUUUGGAAAAAAUCUGCUUUGUCGUAGUCUUUACAAGUUUAGAAAUUAAGCAUAUUUAUUAAAGUACCUACUUAUUUACCCUAUGGCAUAUAAUAUCGAUUACCUUUAUGAAAUCAAGAAUAAAAACUUUAUUAUUGUGGUAAUUGCCAAAAUUACCAGUAAGUAUUGUAAAAAUAUAUGAGUCUCAAAAUGUAUAAACAAUGUAUAAUGCUAAUACCUAGACACAGAUAUGGAAACAAUGAAAUCACAGUUGCACAGCCUAGUCAUCAACUUCUCAAUGAACUAAUUUAUACACAUCAUCAGUGUGCUGAACUCUAUUUAAAACCAAAGCUCAAAGUGUGAAAUUGUUUCAGAGCUAAUUAUUUUCGAAUGGUUAUUUUUUUAGAUCCUGUUAGUAAUCAUUAAGGGUAAAGAGUAUAAUUUUACGAUCGUAGAGGUAUAUAGUGGAAGCACUACACUUACCAGUUUAAAAACUGUAUAAGUAAAAUACAUUAAUUACAUUCCGUUUUUUUUAAAAUAUUGUAAAUAAUGCUCGCGUGAUUUUGAGGGAUGUAUAUUUCAUUAAAGAUGAGACAGUGUAUUAUAUAUUUGCUAUUACAAUAGGAACGCGGCAAUAGUAUACUAUAUAAACAUGAUUAAGUACUAAAAUAUAUGUAAGUGAACAGGUAUUCGUAAUGUUGUGAUUAAUGGAAACUUAUUCCGUCCUAAAUAUGAGAAGUAAUAGGAACUAAAAUAUAUUAAUUAGUAUACCUUUACUUACCUACAUAUUAUUAUUUUUAUGUAAUUACAUUAUGUUGAAUAAUAUAUACAUAUUUUUAAUGUU